GGCCAGCACUUUGCAUCUCGGGUCACCAAAGGUUGGUCCAAGUGCAGAUGUCAUCCGCUCGCUGUCGGCCAGAAAGGCAAGGACGCGGCCAAUUCAUGGCUCUGCACGCUCCGGACGUUGGAACCUUGCUUCGCGCACCCUCUGGCAGUUCCCAUGCAUGCUCGCCACUGGAUCAGACCUGUAGCACGCGACCUUUGUUUUUCAAACCCCCUCUUUCAUCGAAAGCGUUGAUUCUUCGAGAAUGCGUCAUCACCAACAAACCUAGUCAAGAUGGAAGGGUUGUGUAGAGCUGGGGCGGUGCAGUUAUCUUCCUCGACGUAUUCCAUGAACAUGCAACCAAUCAAACAGCUGUUAUUCUUGCUGCCUGUAACUCGCUAACCUCUCAACCCUGCGGCUGGCCAAGAGAUACUCCGUACUGAGAGUGGGAUACAGAGAUAGCUUGUGGACUCUACACUUUAACUCGCAACCUCUGUCCGCCCUCAGUUCGUUGUAUCCUGUCCCACUGCUGUCCAUUGCUACUAGGAAUUGAUUUUUUUUGUCAGGUAGGAGAAGAAAAAUAGACCGCACCAGCUGUCGGCAUAUUAUGAGAGCUCGACAAACAUGGCGAGAUCUAGACAUGGAUAUGACGCUCUUUCAAUGCACACCUUGGACGACGAAGAUCCUGAGACCAUUGCAUCCGAUAGGAAUACGUCCGCUACCUUGAUCGAUUACGGAAAAGAACCAAAUGUUGCAGCGAAGGAAGUGCCCCCGUCCUCACCGACCAGAUCGUCCUUCUCCUCGUCGCCCCAAGUAACGGCGAUGGACUGGACGCCCGAUACCAUGUCUGAGUUUUCGCAAGAGACUGCGCCCUUGCUUGGGGACGAGACUCCACCUCCAGAGUACCAGAGCCCCCGAACAAGUUUGGUGGUCCAGCAGCUGCCUCGUACCAUUGGAGCGACGGUUCUUGAGUCGAUUCGCUCUCGGAGAUCGCGUCACAGGCGCAAGGAUAUUUGCGAGAACGAAGAGUGCAGACGCCGCCACAAGAAACUGAUUGUGAUGCAUGUCUUCCUGGCUAUAUUCGUGGUGUCUACCGUCGUAUCCUUCAUCUGCGUGUCUUCGGUCAGGAAACAUAAGCACAAUUCGCAGACUAAUCCGGUCUUGCCGAAAUGGGCCCAGGACUGCCCCAACGAUGAUCGUUACAACUACUACUCCUUUGAUGAAGUUCACGACCUGGAGAUAUCCGAGCACUCGCGACGUGCUUUCAAAGGCACGGUCAACAUCCUCCCUGCCCUUCCAGGUCAAUCUGUCGACCUCGUCAUAAAGGUGCUGCCCAAGACGAAGCCCUUCACGCUCAGGGUGAACAACCGCAACGUUGAUCAGUUGGGCAGCCAUGUCUCACGCAGCAAAGUAGGCGCACGCUCUCCAGGCCUUGAGAAGCGUCGGCGCUGUAACUCUGCGAACGUGAUACUCCACUUUCGCGAGGGCGUCACUCUCACCAAUCUAGCGUUGCGCACAUCCGGCGGCAAGAUCCAAGUCCACAGUGCGCUACGUGUCACAAACGCCACAAUCAUCACCACCAAGACGGCGCAGAUCGAAGCCUCGCAGUUCUUAAAUACUCGGGAGACCUACAUCUCGUCCGGUAGCUCAUCCGUGCGCGGAACCUUCAAGCUUUACGACGUGCUGUCGAUCCAGUCCACGUCCGGAAGCAUAGACGUGACAGUCGUCCCGCAGCGGGCCGACAAGGCGCACCUCAAACCAGCCGAGCUGGCUAUCACUUCGGUCAGCGGUAGCAUCCGGCUCAAGACGAAGGGUGAUAGGCCGCGACGCGAGUACCUGACCACGAUUGAAAGCAGAGACGGCAUGAUACAGGGUAGCGUGCUGCACGGCAGCAAGACGUCGAUCAAGAGUAUCUCAGGGAUGGUCGAUGUCGAGGUGUUGCCGCAGCUGAUCGGUACGGGGGUCUCGUCGGCUUCGCAGCUGAAUGUAGAGACGACGUCGGGCAGGCAGCAGGUGACGUUGCGUGGCCCUGCCUUUGGGACGGCGCUGGGGCGGAUGAACAGCAGGCACGUCUCAUCGUCGGGGGCGCUGCAGCUGUCGUACCCUAUGGCGUGGGCCGGAAAAAUCAGCGGCGAGAGCUCAAGCGGUGCGAUCGACGUGGAUGGGCAGGGCGUCAAUGUCAUCGAGAAGAGCGAGCAUCAUGUGAAGGCGGAGAAGGGCGAGGGAGACAGCCUGUUGGCGUUCAGGACGGAGAGCGGGAGUGCACGAGUGCGAUUCGAGCUGUGAACUGGCCCUUCUCGCUCUUUUUGAUUACUUACUCGGCGAAGGGAAAGCACGUAGCGUUGCGUGUUUGGACGAGGACGCCCUUCGUCCGGGAUAUGGGAAAACCGUCAUUGGGACUUGAUGCGGGAGGGACGCAUUCUCUGGAUCACUGCGAACGUACAUACAUAUACAUGUAUAUAUUUGUAACAUGUUGAACGACGAAG
Molecule: messenger RNA, 2462 nt
Organism: Verruconis gallopava
Lineage: Eukaryota; Fungi; Ascomycota; Dothideomycetes; Venturiales; Sympoventuriaceae
Exons: 2
Coding region: 601-2262 (553 amino acids)
Source: RefSeq, a predicted model, not a curated record